AUAAUCAUAGCAAAUGUGGCGGCGUUUUUCAAUCUUCUUCUCCGAUGCCCUUCCACCAUUCUUCCCCGGCCAUUCUUUCACUCCUAAAAAAUUGCAGAACCCUCAGAGAUCUCAAUCAAAUUCACGCUCACAUCAUCCGCAGAGGCUGCGAGCAAGACCACUACUUGAUCGCUCAGUUCCUCACCAUCAGCACCGCCGCGCAGCCCGCCAACAUCCGCUACCCAACCGCCGCAUUCGAUUCAGUAAUCAACCCUAACAUCUAUCUCUGGAACAUCCUGAUUAAAAUUCACUGCGAGAACGGGCCUCUCGGCGGAUGUUUCUCGCUGUUUAGGAGGAUGCGGAAAGGGGGGAAUGUGGUUCCGGAUAAGUACACUUUUCCAUCGAUGAUUAAGGCUUGCUCGAGCGUUUCUGCGCUGAGGGAGGGGCGGAUUGUCCACGCGGCGGCGGUGCGGUGUGGGACGGAGGGGGAUGUGUUUAUGGGGUCGAGUUUGAUUGAUUUUUACGGGAAGUGUCGGGAGAUUGAGUCUGCGUGGAAGGUGUUUGAUGGAAUGUGUGUGAGGAAUGAGGUUUCGUGGACGGCGAUGAUGGUUGGGUGCUUGGAUUGUGGGGAUAUGGAGGCUGCUAGGAAGAUGUUUGAUGAAAUGCCUAAGAAGAAUGAUGCUACGUGGAAUGCGAUGAUUAAGGGGUUAGUGAGGUUGGGGGAUUUGGUGAAUGCGAGGAAGGUGUUUGAUGAAAUGCCUGUGAGAGAUGCUGUUUCUUUUACUACUUUGAUCGGUGGUUAUGCGAAGGGUGGAGAUAUGGCGACUGCGAGGUUUAUGUUUGAUCAAAUGGAUAGCAAGGAUUUGGUGUCGUGGUCCGCGUUGAUGUCGGGGUACGUGCAGAAUGGGAAGCCGGGUGAAGCGGUGAAGGUUUUUGGCGAAAUGCGGGCUAUGAAUUUGAAGCCGGAUGAGUUCAUACUAGUGAGUUUGAUGUCUGCUUGCGCCCAAUUGGGAUCGUCCGAGCUAGCAAGAUGGAUCGAGUCCUAUAUGCACGAAGGGGCAUAUGACACGUCGCGCCCUCACGUAGCUGCAGCUCUCGUUGAUAUGAACGCGAAAUGCGGGGAUAUGGCGCGAGCGAUUAAGCUGUUUGAGGAGAUGCCGCGGCGCGAUCUUGUCUCGUAUUGUUCAAUGAUCCAAGGCCUGUGUAUCCACGGACGUGGAGCAGAGGCCGUUGCCCUGUUUCACAGGAUGAUAGACGAGGGCGUGAGGCCUGACGACGUGGCAUUCACGGUCAUCCUGACCACGUGUAGCCACGCCGGGCUUGUGGAUGAGGGGUGCCGUGUUUUUGACCUUAUGACGGAGAAGUACUCCAUGAGUCCGUCUCCGGAUCACUAUGCGUGUAUGGUGAACCUUCUUGGGAAAUCGGGGAGGGUGAAGGCGGCCUACGAGCUUAUACGGUCUGUGCCUAUGGAGUCCCAUGCUGGUGCUUGGGGUGCUCUUCUCGGGGCGUGUAGGAGUCAAGGUGAUGUUGAAUUAGGCGAGAUGGUCGCGAAGAGGCUCUUUGAAGUCGAGCCUCAGAACGCCGGGAACUAUGUGUUACUGUCCAACAUUUAUGCAGAGGCUGAGAGGUGGUUGAAUGUGUCUGAUUUGAGGGAGAGGAUGAGUGAGAAAGGGCUCAGAAAAGUUCCCGGUUGCAGCUACCUCGAUUCGACUACCCCGGCUUGAGUCUUGAAUUAUACGAUCCCAAGAUCGUUUUUUGAAGAGCUCGGUGUUGUGAAGUGGCUUUGAUACGCGUCGGGAUAUUGUGGUUGCUCGAUUUUGCGGGAAAUCAAAGGGAGCGUUGGGACUGUGACGCGAAUGUGACUGUAAUGCAGCACAAAGUAUACUUCUAGUGAGAAGGCAUGCCGCAUUUUGAAGAAAGUUUUCGCAUAUCUGUGAGAGUUGGCAUGAAUGGAUGGGCGCGUCGCCUCCCAUUGAUCACAUGAUUCGGAGAAUCGAGCUUGUUUUGUGGGUGUUUGAGAUCAAGAAUGCGCCCACGCGGGGAGGAAUGGGAAGGAAGUGUUGCUGUUGCAUUGUCAUUGCUGGAAGUGAAAGCGAGAGGUGUAGAUAACUUAUUGCAGAAUGUGAUUAGAUUUGGUUGGAAUCUGUUUUGUGCUAAUAUGUAGCAGAUGAUUUUGAACUAGAUGAAGUGAUCAGAAGAAGGAAAAACUAGGAAAUCUUUACUUUAUCAA
Messenger RNA from Salvia hispanica, 2209 nucleotides. RefSeq names its product Pentatricopeptide repeat (PPR-like) superfamily protein. Gene Ontology annotation, biological process: RNA modification. The record is from RefSeq and is a predicted model, not a curated record. NCBI's taxonomy places the organism in Eukaryota, Viridiplantae, Streptophyta, Magnoliopsida, Lamiales, Lamiaceae. Gene Ontology annotation, molecular function: RNA binding; protein binding.